Messenger RNA from Prunus avium (sweet cherry), 480 nucleotides. NCBI's taxonomy places the organism in Eukaryota, Viridiplantae, Streptophyta, Magnoliopsida, Rosales, Rosaceae. The record is from RefSeq and is a predicted model, not a curated record.
AUGCCCAAGGCCAGGAAAGAAAGCAGACUCGCCAGGUUUUUGAAGUCCCCAAUAAGGAUUUUAAUCAAGGCCAGGGACUUCUACAUCAAGAGCAUGACAGAGUGCUCGGGUACGUUUGAUUAUGCCUCGGCGAUGGGUUGCCCUACCCAAAUCCCAAGUUCUUUGCCUAAAAGCUACAGCACCAACUCCACCAAAUCCAGCGCCUCUAACAAUGAAGAUUACAGGGAGCUUAUGAGGGCUGCUUCUACUAGGAGUGUAAGAAGUAAAGUUGAAUUCGAUCUUGCUAGAAAAGCGCAACAGCCUAGGCAGCCGGAAAUGGCCGCAGUGCUCAACACCGUGCCUCGCAGUCGUAGCGUUGGGAUUGGAAGGAUUGAUGAAGAGAAGGCUUGUGAGUUUGAUGAAGAGGAAGUCAAGAUGAAGAGAGAUGUGUAUCCAAGAAGUAGAAGCUACGCUGUUUCUAGGAGAACAAUUAUGUCGUAG